Triplophysa rosa is the source of this 1856-nucleotide messenger RNA. RefSeq lists its product as uncharacterized. The record is from RefSeq and is a predicted model, not a curated record. Gene Ontology annotation, biological process: cell-matrix adhesion. The transcript has 9 exons. Lineage: Eukaryota; Metazoa; Chordata; Actinopteri; Cypriniformes; Nemacheilidae. The coding region runs from base 129 to 1004 and encodes 291 amino acids.
UGUGUCUGUGUUGGGAAUCUCACCUAUAGCAACAGUUUGCUCCAUAAACCUGUGUGAGUGCAAAUACGUAACAAUGCUAUAAAUAUCAAAGCUGUAAUUACAGCCCCAGGACCCCCAAACAAGUUAUCAUGAGAUUUCUUCAGCAACAUCUGCUGCUGCUGAUGUCAGUCCUGUCACUGAAUCAGGUGGCAACAGCACAAAUGGCUCCCGGAGUUUUCUAUCCGUUUGACUCAGUCGCUGGAAAUACUGUUGAGGAUGAAAACUCCAGUUAUGUUGGCCUGUCGCGUCCAUUUGUUUUCUUUGGCCGCAUGUACCACCAGCUCUAUGUGAAUAAUGACGGGCAUCUUUCAUUCAUCCAGCCGUCAUUAGAGUUUAUUCCGUACACUCCACCCAGCAACAGAGGUGAAGAUAUCAUCGCUCCUCUCUGGACUGACAUUGACAUCAGUCAGAAUGGUGUCAUCUCAUAUCAACAGUACACAGAAGGAGUUGUGCUCGCAAAAGCCACUCAGGACAUAAACCUUUAUUUCCCUGAUCUCAGUUUCAACGCAACGUGGGUGUUUGUGGCCACUUGGGACCGAGUCGCAUACUUUUAUCACACCGGCACUGAAUCCUCGUUUCAAGUGGUUUUAAUUUCAGACGGUAAUUUGUCUUUUGUUCUCAUGAAUUACGGAGACAUUGCCGUGACACCAAAUAUAGUGCAGGCUGGUUAUGACACAGUAAACUCUGCACGGUAUUUUGUCAUUCCUGACUCAAGCGAUGGAAGCUCCAUUCCGAGCCUAAAGAACUCCAGUAAUGUGAAUGUUCCAGGUCGGUGGGUCUUCAGGGUGGAGAGUGAAGAAGAAACUGUCGUUGGACUUCAAAUGAGAGUCACCUCAUAUUCAGAUCUGACAGAGAGCGGAAAUAUUGCAUUCAUUUUGGAGAAACUGAAACAGGAGCUGGUUGAUCGAGGUCUUCCAAACAGCGUGGAGCUGAAUUUAAGAAGGGUGGAAAAGACAACACCGUAAUGUUAGAAGGGUCAAUUUUUUGACGUAUAAUUUCAGUUUUAUGGCAGUUCUGUUUCAAUCAUUAUUUGCUGUCAAGAAAUACAUCAAAUGUUGCUUUAACAUGCAAUUUAUCACGUUCAUCGUUCAUUUGAAGACAAGCAUCUGCUGAUAAGGAAUGUUGCUCUGCUGGAAGGGAAAUAUUCACGUUUUUUUCUGUCUUUAGUUCCCCUUCGGUGUCUCACGAAAUCCACACAAACACGAUCAUGUGGUAGUGUAACUUGUCCUCUGUGUGCUACAGUAAGUUAGAGACGUGACAAUGAGCACCUCUCAUACCACACAACUCACAUUAUGACAUUUGAUCUGAUCUCAUGUGAAGUUAUUUGAAAAAUCUGUUAUCUAAUUUAUGAAAUAACUAAACAAACCUGUUGCUCCUGUUUAAUUCCUGUUAAUACAACUAUACUGUAUUUUAUACACAAAUACCUGCGUGUUCACUAUGCCCUUGAAACCCAUGGAGAGAAUUUAAAUAUAUAGAUUUGAAAACUUUAAAACAUUUUUGUAAAAAAAUUUUUUCUUAUAGACAAUGUAAUGAGGCAUAAGACCACAUAAACUAAAUAACAUUGCUGGAUUACAUUAUGUUGGGGAAACUAUGUAAUUGGUAAAGUGACAGAUAUAUUAAAUAUAUUAGCACCAAAGCUUGAUUUUAUUUGUUAUUCUGUCUGGUAACAUUACUGUGGCAACAAACAUCAGACGAUGUAAUUGAGCAUCUCAAGUAACCUGAGCCUUGUGUGUUGAUUAUUCAGGAAAUGCUGAAAUCGAUGUACAAACUAAAACAAAUAAAUACAAAGAUAGUAAAAGCAGUAUUUUUUACUCUGU